Epinephelus fuscoguttatus (brown-marbled grouper) is the source of this 4889-nucleotide messenger RNA. It is a transcript of the gene slitrk4, whose product is annotated as SLIT and NTRK-like family, member 4. The transcript is spliced from 2 exons. Gene Ontology annotation, molecular function: protein binding. Gene Ontology annotation, biological process: positive regulation of synapse assembly; regulation of presynapse assembly; axonogenesis. NCBI's taxonomy places the organism in Eukaryota, Metazoa, Chordata, Actinopteri, Perciformes, Serranidae. The record is from RefSeq and is a predicted model, not a curated record. Bases 174 to 2765 code for a protein of 863 amino acids. Gene Ontology annotation, cellular component: glutamatergic synapse; membrane.
UGUUGCGCCCCUAUAACUGUCUGCGUUCUACUUCAGCUGGGAGGACUGUUUGCGCACGUCUCCAUCCAUGUCUCACCAAUGCUGCCCCGUGUCUCCAGAGGGAGCCGCAUUCAUUACCACCCCAGCUUUGGGUUACUAAAUGGUUUUCUGGGGGAGGAUUUCUAACCGGCGAGAUGCUGCUCGUACUCCUGCUGGCAGCCUUUUCUUCCUCCAUCUCCGGCUCCCUCUCCUCCUCCCUCUCCUCCCCCUCCAUGUCGGACGGACCCCAGAUGGCAGACCCGUCCGCCUCGGACUUGAUGGCCGAGACCUGCAGCGCCUGCUCCUGCAUGUCGGUGGAAAACGUGCUGUACGCCAACUGUGAGAAGAUCACUGUCUAUCGACCCACGCAGCUCAUCCCGCCGCCCUCAUCCCUCUACCACCUGAACUUCCAGAACAACUUCUUAAUCAUACUCUACCCAAACUCGUUCCUCAACUUCACCCACGCUGUGUCACUGCAGCUGGGGAACAAUAAACUGCAGAACAUCGAAGGUGGAGCGUUCAUGGGGAUGAGCGCGUUGAAACAGCUGCACCUGAACAAUAAUGAGUUAAAGGUGCUGCGAGCAGACACUUUCCUAGGGAUAGAGAACUUGGAAUACCUUCAGGCUGACUACAACUUGAUAAAAUACAUUGAAAAGGGAGCAUUUAACAAACUGCACAAGCUAAAAGUGCUCAUCCUGAAUGAUAAUCUCAUACAGGCACUUCCUGACAACAUAUUCCGCUUUGCCUCGCUCACACACCUGGAUAUAAGGGGGAACAGGAUCCAGAAGCUUCCUUAUUUGGGAGUUCUGGAGCAUAUUGGGCGCAUUGUAGAGCUACAGCUGGAUGACAACCCCUGGAACUGUACCUGUGAUUUAGCACCUCUCAAGGCAUGGCUUGAAAACAUGCCCUACAAUAUUUUUAUCGGCGAGGCCAUAUGUGAAACUCCAAGUGACUUGUACGGGAGGCUCCUGAAAGAAACCAACAAGCAGGAGCUUUGUCCCAUGGGAACAGGAAGUGACUUUGAUGUUAGGAUGCCGCCCGCACCCCCUGAUAAUGGGCAGUCCCCUUCCAAAAUGUCCCCAACCACUGUGGCUCCCAUUGCCACAAAAUCGCCAAAAACCACUGACUCAUCUAAAAUUUACGGUAAUGGUAUUGUGGCCGGUUUACCCCCUUUUGGAAGAAAUAGCCAGAUUGUUUCCUUUCAGACACGGACCCCUCCCCUGUUGUGUCCACAGCCCUGCAGCUGUAAAGCCCACCCCUCUGACUUUGGCAUCAGUGUCAGCUGUCAGGAGAGGAAUAUUAAAAAUCUAGCUGAUCUCAUUCCCAGACCCCCAAAUGCCAAGAAACUUCACCUGAGUGGAAAUUACAUCCGUGACAUCAGCCCGUCUGAUUUCCAAGGGUUCGAGGGCUUAGAUUUGCUACAUCUUGGCAGCAAUCAAAUUGUCACUGUCCAGAAAGGUGUGUUUUCUAACCUCACUAAUCUGAGGAGACUGUAUUUGAAUGGAAAUCAGCUUGAACAAUUACACCCAGAAAUGUUUUUGGGUCUCUCAAACCUACAGUACCUAUAUUUGGAAUACAAUGCCAUAAAAGAAAUCUUGGCGGGUACUUUUGACUCCAUGCCGAACCUACAACUCCUGUAUCUCAACAACAACGUUCUGCGGAGUCUCCCCGCCUAUGUGUUUGAGGGUGUCUCUUUAGCCAGGCUGAAUCUGAAAAACAACCACUUCAUGACCCUACCAGUGAGUGGUGUCUUGGACAAGCUGCAAUCAUUGACCCAGAUAGACCUAGAAGGGAACCCGUGGGAGUGUUCCUGCGAUCUUGUCGCCCUCAAACUCUGGCUUGAAAAGCUAAGUGAUGGAGUGGCUGCCAAAGAGGUGAGAUGUGCCUCCCCUGUGCAGUUCUCCAACAUUGAGCUGCGCCUCUUGAAAAAUGAGAUCCUGUGUCCUAAGCUCGUUGCAAGACCCCCGUUUAUUCUCACUAGCGCCACCCCUGUUUUGACCUCGGUUUCGCCCGCCGGAGUUGGCAAAGCACCACCGGGAGGGCCUGUGCCUCUCUCCAUUAUGAUCCUCAGCAUCCUCGUAGUGCUUAUCCUUACUGUGUUCGUGGCCUUCUGCCUUCUAGUCUUUGUCCUGAGGCGGAAUAAAAAACCAGUGGGCAGGCAGGAGGGGCUCGGGGAUCAGGAGUGCGGCUCCAUGUCAUUGCAGCUCCGCAGACACAGCCACAAAUCAGGCAAAAAAGGUUCCAUCCCAGGAGACGACCUGGGAGGCGAGACGUUCAUCCCCCAGACCAUCGAGCACAUUGGCAAGAGCCACACCUGCGGGAUCGGCCGCUCCUCGGACAUGGACGCUGGGUUCAAGUUUGCAGACUCGCAGAGGCAGAAGAUCAUCCUGCGGAAUAGCGCCGACAAGGAUAAAGACUCGCUCUCCACCCUGGAGCGCAACAAACGCCUCAGCACCAUCGACGAACUUGAGGAGUUCCUCCCCCACCGAGAGCCCAGCAUGUUCAUCCAGAACUUCCUGGACAGCAAAAGAGAUUUCAACAGUAUAGGGAUGGGCGGGUACGAAAUCCGCUACCCGGAGAAAACGCUGGAUAAAAAGAUGAAGAAGUCGUCGCUGAUAGGCGGGAACCACAGUAAGAUCGUGGUGGAGCAAAGAAAAAGUGAGUAUUACGAGCUGAAAGCCAAGCUCCAAGGAACGCCUGAUUACCUGCAGGUGCUCGAGGAGCAGACUGCUCUGAGUAAAAUGUAGGGAUUGUUGUGUUUGAUUUAGUGCAUUGAUUACACACACAUACACGAGGAAGUCAGACACACAUAUAGGCAGACAGACAGCCAAACACAUCUGCCUUUCUCUGGUUCUUUCUCCCCCUCUGGCCACACACACACACACACACACCAUUCAACCCCCCCAGAUCUCUGUCCUCAUCUUCCUCUCUGCAGCCACACAUGCACACACACAGACACACUCCCACACACAGCGAAAAAGUGCCUUCUGGAAAUCCUUAAUGACCAAUGCAGAGAUGGACAAAAUGGCUCCACACUACAAAAGCUAUUACUAGAAUCAGCGUGGAUCUAUUUCACAGUUAAAGACCUUCUGGAUUAUUCAUGCCACUACAUGUAUGAAUCCCACAUACAUACUACAGGACACCCUAAAAAGCAACCAGACAGUCAUAGUAUUUUUUUGCUGCUAUUGAAAUGGGUACUUAUCUUCUGAUUUUUGUUGUUCUUGUUGUUCUUUUUCUCCUCCUUUUGUUUUUCCAACCAAAUCAAAGGGUCUUGAAAACAGUGCUUGAGAAUAUACCUCGCCGUCAUCAACCCUCGUUUAAAAAAAAAAAAAAAGAGAGAAAAAAGAAAAAAGGAGGGCACGCUGGUUGUUGUUCUUUUGCUCUGGAGAGUAUCCAAAAUCACCACUUCUGGGAUGAGAUUAACAGAGUUGGUGACUCAAUGGAUGCUAAUUUGCUACUUUUUUUUAUUUGCGGGGAUAUCUGUUUGUUCUUGGGGAUGCCCUCUGGAGUCGGCUGCAGACUCUCUGCCACCUUGUCUGGAUUACACACCAGUAGCAGUACACCUGCUCUUUGCCGGGAGGCUGAGCGGCUCCCGUUUAAGGCAUCGCGAAAAGAAACUCUUUUGGGGAAUGAUUUCAUGACUUGUUCUCUUUGUGUAAAGAGCCAUGUUAAAUAUAGUGUCUUCUGAAUGGAGUUGUGUUUCUCUUCAAAAUUGCUACUUACAGUAACUGUAUGUUUUGGGUGAAAUCUAACGGCACAUAACACUGUCAGAGGACGUUGUUUCUGAAAAAUGAAAAACCCAAGGAUAAAAAAUUUACAAAGCUGCUUGCCAUGUAAGCGUAACCUGGAAUUUAUUUUGUAAGUCUUACAUUAUUUGUAUCUGUGGGACUGGUUUGUAAAUUACAAGGAAGGACAAACAUCUACACGCGCGCACACACACUGUACGACGGAUCAUCAUCAUCAAGAGACUACAAGCCAGAAUUGUCAAACAAACCGCUGAUAUAAUUCAAUCGGUGAUCCACCUCCCCUUGUCAGCUCUCAAUUCGUAGUUAAAAAAAAAUUUAACAACAUAGUUAAUUUAUUUUUCUAUGCAGGAUUAUUUAAAGAGUUAUCGGUAUUAUUUAAAAAGAAUAAUACACAGAGAGUGGAAAGGACUUGAUAGAAUGAUGCAUCAGAGCUAAUUCAGGCCACCAGAAGUGACUGUUGAGUCAAUUCAAGGGUUCUUGUUUCUCUCAGUUUGCUGAAGAACCCGACCCGCCGGACGAGGGUUGUGAAAUGUGAUCUGUGGUGUUUCCUUUUUAUUGUGUCGCACGACAAGCCGAGGCCUGAUAGAGUCUGUGAAGUUUUCAAGCAGUUUCCUUAUUCUUAUAUCUCCCACAGUAUCUUGUAAAAGGUUUCUUAUUAACAUUAUGCAACCAAAAUAAAUGUGCAUUAAACUUUGAUAUGGUUCCAGACUUGUUGGGAUGGGAGUGGAGGCAUUUGUGUGUAGGACGAGGAAAUCAAAGCUCUAAAUUGUUAGAUCUGGGCCGAAUCAUAUCAUAAAACACCAUGUGCAAUAUUAGUAAAAAAUGCUCGGUCAUGAUGGCUUCAGAUAAUUUUGUUUAAUUUAUUUAGUUUGAGGUUAUAUUGUCAAGAAAGGUUCUAUUUCAAAAUUCUUUUAUCAACUUAACUCUAUCCGGUCCUUAUUUAAAAAGUAUUGUUACGUUAAAAUUAUGAGUGUUUAUUGACAUUACAAAUGAAUAGAAUGUAUCUUGGAAAGUAUAAUAAAUACAGUUUUCUAUCGGUCAUAAAUCUCCUGUAUAUUGGUUAAUUUUCUCUUGUAUAAUCAUGUUGAAAUCAAGGUAUUAAAAUCAGCACCUAUUUGCACUGUG